Messenger RNA from Staurois parvus, 472 nucleotides. The record is from the annotation of a GenBank genome assembly. NCBI's taxonomy places the organism in Eukaryota, Metazoa, Chordata, Amphibia, Anura, Ranidae.
UCAUGUUGGAAAAGUGCUCAACGACCAAGGGCACGGAGUAAUGGUAGCAUCUUCUUUCAGUAUAGAGCAGUACAUCUGCAAAUUCAUAAUACCAUCAAUGAAAUGCAGCUCCUGACACCAGCAGCACUCAUGCAGCCCCACAGAAGGACACUGCCACCACGUUUCACUGUAGGCACCAUGCAUUUUUCUCUGUACUCCAUAAACGCCAUACAGUUUUGAAGCCAUCAGUUCCAAAAACAUUUAUCUUGGUCUCAUCACUUCAGAGUACAGGGUCCCAGUAGUCUUGUUUUUUUGUUUUUCAGCAUGGGCCCUGGCAAAGUCUAGGUGGGCUUUUUUGUGCAUGGGCUUUAAGAGAGGCUUUCUUUGUGGACAAUACCCAUGCAUGCCAUUCCUCUGCAUGUAUGCCAUAUAGUGUCACAGGAAACACCCCAGUUUGGCUUUCUACUUCUCUAGCUAACUGCAGAGAACUUGC